UUGGACAGUCUUUCUUUCGAAUUCUGCAUCACCUUAGGAAACUGUUCAAUUUUGGAUCUGUCCGAUCCUUCCCACCUGUCCGCUGCCUACCUGUUCCUCCCCCCCCGUCCGGGUACCGGGCCAGUCCAUCAGAUUGGCCCUCGGGGGACUCUUCAGACUUCGGGCACAGUAGUGCAUGACACUGCUCACUCGAUCACAGACCAAGGCCAUGGACCGGAAGGCGGGAGAAUCCCUCCUGGCCUAUGAGGAACGCCUGGCGGCAUUCAUUCAGGAGGCCAACGAUAGGGUUGCCGCCGCGGCCAAGGAACGUAAUCGGCUUGAACAAGAGGAGGAGGCCAAGCGACAGAAGGAGGAACAGGACCGACUUCGUCAAGAAGAGGCAGACCUGCAAGCGGCAGCUGAACACCGGUCACGCCAGAGGGAACGAUUGUUCACGCGGGCGACCGUGAUCGGCGAUGAGGCCGCACAUUGGGUGGAAGAGGCAUUUGCAGACGGGGCCCCAAAGACUGACAAAGGGCUGUCAGCCCUUGCGCAGGUCUCCCACGACCUUGUGGCCACCUGCGCUCUGCAGCAGGAGGAAAUCCUUCACCUGCAGCAGACAGUGGACCAGAUGCUCGCACAGCUGCAGGCGGUGGAGAAACAGCCAGCUGCGGUAGCAGCCGCAGGGCCUUCCAACCUUACCACCCAUGUGCAAGUUUUGGAGGAUGACGUCAGCAACAUCAAGGGUGUGCAUCAGGACUUCCGGACGUCGCCGCAAGCAACGAACUCGCAGUUGGAGACGGAGGUCCAGGCUGCUGCCACCGUGACGCCCGCCGCCGCAUCCUCCCGGCGCCCACCCAAACUGGAUGACAUUCUAGUUUUCUGCGAUCAGUCCAAGACGGAACCGAUCCCGUGGUGGCGCCAGUUUACUCUCAGGCUCGACACGCACCAUGUCCCGAACAACGAUCGACAUCCGUGCUUGUACCACCGAUCUGGUGGUGCGUGUCAAGCAUGGCUGGACAACAUCUUGACCAGCCACGGCGUAGCAGUGUCGGAACUGCACACCAAGCUCACUUGGCAGGAGUUGACCGACGCCUGGCACAAGCGAUUCCAAGUGGAGCCGCCCGACCUGCAAGCGAUGGACAAGCUCAACAAGCUCCAUCAGAACACGCUGCUCAGUCAGGACUGGAUUACCGAGUUCCAAAGACUCGCCUCCACACCUGACCUGCCGCUCGCAUUCCGCGCCAUCAAGCACUUGUUUAUCAUGCGCUCGUGUCCAGCUCUGCAAAACGGGCCGACGCAGAUUGCAGAGACACUCGACACAUUUGACAAGCUUUUCAGCACAGCGUCACGGAUCAUCCUCACGAAUAUCGAAGCCCCCAACGCCGGCCGAUCUUCCGCGACGACGAGCGGCACCCAGCCCAAGCCAAAGGUGGCUUGCAUUACUUCUACCGAGGCUGCAACACCAAACGAGGGUGAAGUGUUGGCAGCUGCCCGGGAUGGUGGCCGGCCGCGCAACAAUCACGGCCGCGACAAGACGAAGACUCAGUCCACCUCUACACCGAGCACCGGAUCAGCCGCCGACGAACCUUGGGCACAAUACGGACUCUCGGCGAAUUCUUAUCGCACGAGACUCAAGUACCACGAAGUCGCGGUGGGGGACAUGCUUGGCUAUGUUGCCAAGGUGGCCCGCGAGUUUGUCUCGCAAAGGUACGAAGAAAACAACGUGCCGUUGCUUUAUGUUCGCAUUCAGAUUGGGCAAGCGGCCUGCAAUGCUUUGCUAGAUUGCGGCGCAACUCGCAACUUCAUCAGYCAGUCCUUCAUGACUCGGGCUGGCCUUGGCGCACAAGUACGGAGGAAGUCACAUCCGACGACGGUCCCUCUUGCCGACGGUAAGACAAAACAACUUUUAGACCGUUACAUCUCGGCUGUCCCGGUGUACUYUGCACCGCACGCAUGUGAACCCGUCACUUUUGACGUGUUGGACACCGACUUCGAUGUCAUUUUGGGGAUGCCUUGGCUUUCUAGCGCGGACCACACGGUCAAUUUCCAUCGACACACGCUCAUGAUUCGUGAUGCAACUGGCGCCGAGGUCCCGUGUACUAUUCCUCCUCCUCGCUCUUCCAUUCGGUGCCAAGUCCUGAGUGCCAAAUCUUUUCGAGACACAUGCCGUUCCGAGCAUGUCGAAGAGAUUGGCAUCGCUUUUCUUCGAACCGUCCCGACGAUCGAUUCAUCGUCCACGAAUGUGUAUUCCCACCCCCGUGUGACCCGGUUGUUAGACGAGUUCUCAGAUGUUUUUGAGACACCCUCCGGUAUAGUGCCGAACCGGCCAAUCUCUCACGAGAUCAUACUUGAGGCCGGCGCCGUGCCACCGAAGGGAUGCAUUUAUCGCAUGUCCGAGGAGGAGCUCACGGUUCUCCGUGCGCAACUCGACGAACUACUUGACAAGGGUUGGAUCCGCCCUAGCAGCUCACCUUACGAAGAUCGGGGCGUUCUUCUUAACGCGAGACGAGUCUUGGAUCCGGGCGGCACCCGGCUAGCAUCGUGGUUGACGGCAGCUGAUCUCUGUAACGGCUCGAGGACAGGAGUGCGCUGCAAUGGCCAGGGUCGAGUCACGGCCCUUGUUCUGCCUUUCCGGUCCCUGAGUGGAACGAUUCCAUCGUCGUUUGGAUCGCUGACGGCUCUCGAAAAGUUAGUUCUUGAUGGAAAUGACAUUCGCGGGAAGAUACCCGCGGAGAUCGGCAACCUUACAUCCCUCGUCGAGCUGCGACUUAGCAGUAACAGACUCUCAGGCGAGAUCCCGCGUGAGCUCUCCUUGCUUGAAAACCUCGUCAGCCUGCACCUGGACGGUAAUGACCUGAUCGGUCCAUUGCCUCAGGAACUUAGCUGGCUGGUUCAAAACCCCCUUGAGGAGGCCUCGAGCUAUCUUGCGGUUCGCCGUGAUGGCAGGAGUAGUAGCAAUGGGCAGGAAGAGUACGAGACAACAUCGGCAGCAGAUUUUGGCCGUCCUCAGGCGGCCAUUGCACAUGGCCGUCUUCACAUCUUCCGUGUGGACGGAAAUCAGCUGAUUGGGGCUAUUCCAAAAGGUUUCCUUGGCCUGAAAGAGGGGUUCUCAUACAAAGGGAACAGAGGGCUUUGUGGGGUAGGUUUUGCGAAUGCUCCUCCUUGCGAUUGGGAGGUUCUUCCGGAGGAGGUGACAAAUAUUUCUGCAGCAUCCCUGUCUCCGAAUGAACAGGAGCCAGCUCGAGAAAAAUCUUCAAAGCGUUUGGGUGUUGCAUCUUCGUGGUUGACGUUACAGCAUUUUCUACGAAGGCAGCCCAAGGAGGGACGUCAGACACAACGGAAAGGCGAGAAAUGGCAGAGGCGUAGCCGGUCCCUAGCAGCUUCACAUAGACACUUGCUUGCAGAAGGCUUGGACGAAGCCGUCAGCGCUCGUCGGCAAACACUCGAAGGGAAUAAUCUGAUUGAGAAAGCGGCUGCGUCUGCCUCCUUGCCUCAUCCUCAUCCACAUGGCGCUGGUGCAGCAUCAGCAGGUGCGGCAACAGCUUCCGCCCCUGGUACGGAGUCCGUCAAGCUCAAUGAAGGGGGCACAUCAGUUAUGGAAACUCCUGCCAUGCCUUCAGGACAGGCGCAGGCUGAUCAUUUACCGAGUAACAGUACGGGAGGCGGUCAACUCUCCUUGCUCUCUGGAGUAGGGGCGGGUGUGGUUGUGUGCUUCCUGGGAGCGAUCGGCAUUGCGUUUGCAUUAAUCCGAGUGGGGAAGAGGAGGAGGGAAGGGCACCUGCUGAAGGAUUCGAAAAGGAGCUUGCAAAGCCCAACAACGAGUUCUAGAAGUUUGAAGGCAGGGGGCAAGUGUCCCACCGUAUUGCCUGACAAGAAGUCUCUGAUGAUUGCUGUGGGAGUGGGACCAUUGUCCCCGCUCCAGUGGCUACGCGGAAGCACCUGUGUUACUACCAGACAAGGAGAGGAUUCGGCGGAGUUCUCCCAUCUGUCUGGAUGGGGAAAGUGGUAUCGCUUGCACGAGCUAAUGGUGGCGACCAGCAACUUCAGUGACAAGAGAAUUCUUGGGAAAGGUGGUCAUGGGACGGUAUACCUUGGGAUCCUGAAAGAUAGAUCGAAGAUCGCAGUCAAGGACCUCAAUGUAGCGAAGGGGCAGGGGGAGAUGGAGUGGCUCAGCGAGAUUGAUGCGAUCAGUCGUGUCCACCAUCAACACCUGAUGAAACUUCGGGGAUGCUGCGCCGAAGGCAGACGGAAGGUUCUGGUCUAUGAUUACAUGGCAAAGGGCACAUUGGAGGAUCAACUGCAUGGCUGUGUUCAGGGCAUGGGCCCAUCCUCUCGGCCAAACGAAAGGCCUCAGAUACUCAGCUGGGAGAACCGGUUUAAGGUGGUUCUGGGCGCGGCAAAAGGUUUGGCAUAUCUGCAUGAGGUUGUUCAUCCUCGAAUGAUUCAUCGGGAUAUAAAGGCAAGCAAUAUUCUUUUGGAUGAGGAUUUCAAUGCGAAGCUGUCUGAUUUUGGACUCGCACGGACGGUUCCGGAGGGUGAGAAUCACCUCACAACCAAGAACAUCGCGGGAACGCUGGGCUACCUUGCUCCGGAGUAUGCAGUGAUUGGCCAGCUGACAGACAAGAGUGAUGUAUACUCCUUUGGGGUCCUCCUGCUGGAAGUAGUCACCGGUCGCCGCCCGAUCGGCCAAUCGGGAGAUGGUGUCGCGCUGAACAUUGUGCAGUGGGUGAAGCCCUUGUUUGAAAAGGGAUGUCUGCAGCGGCUUGUUGAUCCCAGACUGAAGGGUAGGUACCCCGAAGUGGAAGUGCGAACCACCAUCCGAGUCGCGCUUGCAUGCGUGAAUGAGAUAGCAUCAUCGCGUCCAGCAAUGUCUCAAGUUGUCAGCAUUCUUGAACUCUCGCACUCCACGGGUGUGGACGUAGUUGAUCUUCAGCUCACACCGUCGGAUCGACGCGACCGCGAUAUACACGUGCCACAACCCAGCAAAGAGGACGUCUUUGUGGAUGCGAGGAGUUUCCUGCCAUCAUCAUCGAAAGACUCGGGCGAUUUUUCAUUUUCGCCCCCGGUCUCCCCAGGAGGAGGUAAGGACCUUGAAGCUGGCCAGAGGAUGGCGCGGGGGCGGCGAAACAGCAGUGUGCACAGGAAUGACAAAUCCCCUGCCAAAAAUGGGAGCGCCUGUCCCCAGUUGCCAGCCGCGGGUUCUCCAGGAGUGCAAGAGAAUGGAAGCAAAAGAGACGUGUGUGUGAAAGUGGUGUGCGAGCGAUUAUCCGGAGCUCCCCCUGCGCCUACGGCAGCAGCUGCUGCUACGGAGAAGCCGACGGCUCAGCCUAUACCUCCUCCUGCAAAUGAGCUUUCAUCCACUCCAGGAGGCAACAGAAAAUCUGGAAAAUCCUUGUCGGCUGCAAAGCAGUGGCGAUCACGCUCCUCACUGAGUUUGGACAUGAAGGAACUGAGAGGUAACAGGAAGAUGGGAGGAAGGGAGGCGAAGGGUGUAGGCAAGAAAACACCGUCCUCCAAAAAGCAGCAGGAGUUUGAUGACGAGGUCAUAGAUCACGACAGUGACUUUUUCCCUAGUUUUGAGGGCAUCCGAACUCCACCGCCGCUGUCUAACAAGUUUUUUAUCGAUCAAUGGUCCGUUCACGAUGUGGAAGCGGAUCCUGCCCCUCGCGGCACAGUUGGUACGUGAGAUAUCUCCCACUCCUACCCUCCUACCCUCCUACCCUCCAUGGAUUAUACUUGUCGCUGCCCUGGCUUCCCCCUGUGCAACGGGCUUGUUGCAGCACACAUGUCAGAGCAGGAGUGCGUGUAAUUACCAACAAGACAAGAAAAAUCCAAUGUCAUUCGUUAGGGCGUCGAGAACUCGCGAGACUUCCUAAAUUAGGAGGAAAAAAAACGGGCUAACUCAGUGAGUCUGUGCACCUGCGGAAGGAACAAAGAGGCACUGAGGAGGAGUGCUGACGGCGCCGCAUGUGCCUUCUGUAGCCUGGAAGGCUGAACCCUGAGCUGUGUGCCCUCAUAGAGGUACAAGAUCAGGGCCAGAUUGUGUCCUUCAUUUCAUGGUUGUCAUGCUUGCCGGGACCCAGGGGCGGCGGUCAGGGAGCUGGCCAAUGUCGCAUUGCUGUUCUCGAAGUGCGCUUUUGAACGAAGCUGACUCCUUGCUUGGUCCAUUAUUCUCGCAUAUCGUUAUGUUCGAGUCGAGGAUUGGUUGAUGUCGCCACUUACCUCAGACUUGGAACUUGGGCGUAAGGGAGCUGGCCAGUGUCGUGUUGCUGUUCUCGAAAUGCGUGUACAAACGGAACUGGCAUUUUGCCCCUUUGCAGUGGGGCGUAUUGCCUUUUUUCUGAGGCCAUCAUCAUUAGAAAUGUUUAUUGUUGCCGACUCGUUGGAGCGGAUUGGCAGAUGCCGCUGUUUACCUCAGACUUGGAACUCGAUGCAUCUCUAAGUCCAUGUGCAAGGGCAUGACAAGAACUGGAGAGAAAGCGGCACACAAUAUGGGGGUCUUCUGCCAAGCUUUGCUCU
Messenger RNA from Chara braunii, 6501 nucleotides. NCBI's taxonomy places the organism in Eukaryota, Viridiplantae, Streptophyta, Charophyceae, Charales, Characeae. The record is from the annotation of a GenBank genome assembly.